Messenger RNA from Ceratotherium simum simum (southern white rhinoceros), 2717 nucleotides. RefSeq names its product USH1 protein network component harmonin binding protein 1 (gene USHBP1). Lineage: Eukaryota; Metazoa; Chordata; Mammalia; Perissodactyla; Rhinocerotidae. The record is from RefSeq and is a predicted model, not a curated record.
AGGAGGGACUGGCAUCUCAGGAGCUGGACACGUGUCCUCUGCUGGGGCUGGAGGAAGCCGCUGUCCUUGAGGAGGAAACCGCACAAUAACAAGUCACAUGACCAGGGGAGGGGGCUUCCUGUUUCCCGGCCCCUCCCAGGCCAGCCUUGGCUAGCCUAGGCCUGAGCGGGCAGUGGCCAGAGUGACCCCAAGAGUGUGCAGGGCCUCAAGCCUCUGACUAAGGUUCUCCCAGAGGAACAGAGCAGUAGAAGUAGAGCGGGCUGAGGGGACCAGCCUCAGGACUGGGGCCUCUGGUUCAGAAGCACCCUGGGGAGGAGAGGGGAUUCUCGAAGUCCUCGUCCUAGGGAAGGGAGCACAGAAGUAGGGAAAGACAAAGGAGACGGAGGAGAAGGGGGAGGUGUGGGCAACCUUGGUAGAUAGUGAGCUGCCUGUCAAGGGAGGCAUUCAAAUGUGCCAAGUCAACAUAACUCAAGAUCCCUUCCAGAGGGGAAAAUGAAUGCCUGUUUCAGAGAAGACGACAUUGAGGCUGUCAUUUGCUCAGGAAACCAAAAGCCAGAGCUGAGAUCAGUCUGUGGUUUUAGAGGGUGAGGGAGGAGGAGGAUUCAGAGGAGACUGAUUUCUGGACAGCAAUGAGUGCCCGGGCCACACGACCCCGAAGCCGACGAGGGAGGCACGCUCCACCUGGUGAGCUGGACCCUGUGGCAGAAAGUUCAGAGGAGGCUGAGGCGGCCAGUGGGAGUUCUGAGCUGGGCCCUGCGCACUCUCAGGAGAGCUGCAAGCUGGAGCCGCUGGGCCCUGAGGUGGAGGCCAGAGGGCAGGGCAUGGGGAGCAGGACCAACAAAGAAGCUAAUGGGGCCUCUAGCAGGGGGCUGGCUCCAGCACCCGAGGGACCCCAUGAUCCUGCAGAGGAAGCCCACCAUGCCCCAGAGGCAGCCCCAUGGGAUGGGGAGACUGUCCCCCCCAGGCCUGGAGCCCCCGAUGUAUUUCAGACCCUACAGCAUGCUCUGAGCUCACUGGAGGCAGCCGCUGCGGCCUGGCGCCGCAGGCCCCCGAGCUGUGCCGGGCCAGUGGAGGAGGAGGGCAGAAGCGAGGGGAGAACAAGGCCCUGCUUGGAGCAGGAGGGGGCAGGGGGCUGCCAGCGGGAGGCGGCCCGCCUGUGGGAGAGGAAUGCCUGGCUGCGUUUGGCCCUGGGCAGCCGUGAAGAUGAGCUGAUCCGUACGCAGGCCUCCCUACAGGCCAUCCAGGCUGAGAAGGACACGCUGCAGAGAGAGGUCCAGGAGCUGCAGGAUUCCCUGCUGAGGCUGGAGCCCUUCCCACCUCCCUCCCGUGGCCAAGCGGGGGGCUUGGGCAGUGGUUCCAGCAGCUCUGGGGCAGAUGAGGAGCCCUGGGGGACUCAUGACCCCUUCUCCCUGGCUCACCCCCUGCUCCGGCGCCUCCAGAGUGAUUCCAGCACCCAGAUGCUUGGGCCUCUCCCCACCCAGCCCCUCGCCCCUGAGAUGCACAUCAUGGAAGCCCAGAUGGAGCAGCUCCGGGGGAGCAUCGAGAAGCUCAAAUGCUUCAACCGUCUGCUGUCUGCUGUGCUCCAGGAGUACAAGGGCCGGUGUGAGGGCCUCAGCAUGCAGCUGGGCCAGCGGGAGGCCGAGGCCACUGCACUGCGCCUGGCCUUGCAGUACAGUGAGCACUGUGAGGAGGCAUAUGGGGCCCUGCUCACUCUGGGGGGAGCGGGCUCAAGAGCAGCAGAGGAAGCCCUCACGAGUGACCUGGAGGUGGUGGAGAAGGAAGCUCAGAGGCUGCUGGCACAAGAGGAGGCUCCCGUGGAUGGAGGGACCCUGAGGGAUCCACAACCAAGCCCCGAUGGCAGCAGUGUGGAUAGGCCCACACCACAGGAGGUGGCUACCCAGCUCCGGGGCUAUGUCCAGCGUCUCCAGGAGCGCCGUGCUCUGGUGAAGAUUCCCCCAGAGCCUGGCCCCACCUUGGCACCCAUGCCCACUGUGCCCCAUGCAGAAGCCAUGGUGCAGGCCAUUCUGGGGACCCAGCCUGGCCCAGCUCUGCCCCGGCUGGAGAAGAUGCAGAUCCAGCAAGACUUGGCAGCCACACGGGAGGCCCUGGCGGACCUAAUGCUGCGGCUACAGCUAGUUCGGCGGGAGAAGCGGGGUCUGGAGCUGCGGGAGGCUGCCCUCCGAGCCCAGGGCCCGGCCCACGUGCUCCUGCUGGAGCAGCUGCAGUGGGAGCAGGCACAGCUCCGGACUGGGGGUGCCGACAGCAGCGGUGGAGACAGCAGUGGCGGGUGGAGCAGCGGAGACGACGAGCGCUCUCAGGGCCCUCCUGCUGUCCCUGGUGGCAGCAGGGACAUCAAUGGCGGCCAGGUGGGCAAAAUGCAGGCCUCAGAGGAGCUGGCCCAGGAACUGGCGGCGUCACUCACCCGGGCCCUGGGCCUGAAGGAGCAGCUGCAGUCUCUGUGGGAGGAGCUGGAACAGAUGGCUCAGAAGGGGCGAGCUAGACGUGCUCAGAGUGCUGAGCUGAACAGUGAUUUAUGCAAGGCUCACAGCGCCCUGGUCCUGGCCUUCCUCGAUGCCCACCGGAAGCAGGGGCAGCGGCAACGGCAGCUGGAGCAGCAGGUGGCGCUGAUGGAGGCCCGACAGGCGGAGGAGCUGGCGCUGCUGGAGGCCACAGCGAGGGCCUCGGGGAAGCCCCGGCCGGGGGAGACCUUUCUGUAG